Molecule: messenger RNA, 4453 nt
Organism: Olea europaea var. sylvestris
Lineage: Eukaryota; Viridiplantae; Streptophyta; Magnoliopsida; Lamiales; Oleaceae
Product: protein CHROMATIN REMODELING 8
Exons: 8
Coding region: 232-3885 (1217 amino acids)
Biological process (GO): transcription-coupled nucleotide-excision repair
Cellular component (GO): nucleus
Molecular function (GO): ATP binding; ATP-dependent chromatin remodeler activity
Source: RefSeq, a predicted model, not a curated record
UUAAAUUGUCCAAAAUCUGACCAAAUCAAACCCCCACCGCCACAUCAAACACCAGGUAGAUAGGGAGAGAGAUAAACCAAUAGAGGAUUUCAUAAAUCUCGUCGUCAUUACUUUUAGGGUUUCUCUUGUGGAUUGAUCGAUUUUUGGAAAAGCUGAAUCCCCUCAAAAUUUGAUACUUGAGUAAAAACCUCAAAUUUGGCAUUUUUGUGAAAGCAUAUAUGAUUGAGUUCGAUGGAAGAAGAGGAGGAAGAUAUGGUUUUGCUCAGCACUUUAGGUGUUACGUCUGCAAAUCCUGAAGACAUUGAACGUGACAUUUUAGAAAAGGCAGGAAAAAAUGCUGAAGACAAAAGUGAAACUGGAAGGGAUGGAGAUGAGGAGCUUCACAAUCAAACCAAAAGCAACAAAACACUAUCUACUGUUCAUGAAAAUUUGUACAACAAAUUGAGAGCUGUUGAAAUUGAAAUAAAUGCUGUUACAUCUGCUGUUGAACAAUUAGAGAGCUUCAAAAGACAUGAUGAUAUUUUCUCUGAAGGUGAAGACGAAAGGAAGCAGGGACCUGCAGAUAUUGAAAAAGAUUAUCUUGGGGCAUCUCCAAAUGAUGUGACCCUUCAGCAUGCUCUCGCUGCAGAUCGAUUAAGAAGCUUGAUAAAAACAAAGGCUCAACUUGAGAAAGAAAUUUUGGAUUCUUCCAAUGACAUUAAGGAUAACAAGUUGUUAAGAGAUCUUGUCAAGGAAGAGCCUAAAACCACACGAAAGUUGAAGGAGAUUCAGAAAACAAGCAAGAAAAAGAACAAGAACAAAAGGUUGAAAACAGUUUCAUUCGUUGAAGAUGAUGAUUUUGAUGCUGUUCUAAAUGUGGCCUCUACAGGGUUUGUGGAAACAGAAAGGGAUGAGUUAGUUCGGAAAGGAGUUUUAACUCCGUUUCACAGGCUUCAAGGCUUUGAACGCCGUAUAGAGGAACCAGAACCAUCCAGCAGGCACAGGGUAGCUGAAGAUGUAAACAGUAAUAACAAUCUUGCUUCAUCUAGCGUAGAUAGAGCUCUUCGGUCAAUAUCAGAGGCUGCACAAGCUCGCCCCACAACUAAGUUGCUUGAUCCAGAAUCAGUCCCAAAACUUGAGGCUCCCACCCAUCCUUUUCAAAGGCUAAAAGCUCCCUUGAAAAUCUCUCAGUCCCUGGAAACUGAGACAGUGAAGGAUAAAGACGGCAAAAGAAAGAAGAAAAGACCAUUGCCAUCAAAGAAGUGGCGAAGGCUAGCUUCUCGAGAGGAAAACGAAGAAGCUGAUGCAAUCACCUCUAGUUUUGAAGAAGACGAUUUGGAAGCUAUCGAAGAUGUGGAGGAUGAAGGACCCUCAUUUGUGACACUUGAAGGGGGGCUGAGAAUCCCAGAAACAAUUUUUAGCAAGCUUUUUGACUAUCAGAAGGUUGGAGUACAGUGGUUAUGGGAACUACAUUGUCAAAGGGCAGGCGGAAUAAUGGGAGAUGAGAUGGGUCUUGGUAAAACCAUCCAGGUUUUAGCUUUCCUUGGAUCAUUGCAUUUCAGUAGAAUGUACAAACCAAGCAUUGUUAUUUGUCCUGUUACCCUCUUGCGGCAGUGGAAGAGAGAAGCUAUGAAAUGGUAUUCGAGAUUUCAUGUGGAGAUAUUACAUGACUCUGCUCAGGAAAUGACCAGUAAGAAAAAGCGAUCAAAAUCAAAUGAAAGCGAUAAUGAAAGUGAUGAAUCGCUUGAUAGUGAUAGUGAAGGAAAAAUAUCUUCUAAAAGUCCCAAAAGAUGGGACGCUCUGAUAUAUCGUGUUUUGACGUCAGAAUCUGGUCUGCUGAUCACCACUUAUGAACAACUUCGGUUGCUAGGUGAUAAAUUGCUUGAUAUUGAAUGGGGAUAUGCCAUUUUAGAUGAAGGACAUAGGAUUCGAAAUCCAAAUGCUGAAAUCACUCUUGUUUGCAAACAGUUGCAGACUGUUCAUCGUGUAAUAAUGACGGGUGCACCUAUUCAAAACAAACUGUCUGAGUUGUGGUCCUUGUUUGAUUUCGUCUUCCCUGGAAAGCUGGGUGUCUUACCUGUUUUUGAGGCCGAAUUUGCUGUUCCCAUAUCUGUUGGUGGUUAUGCUAAUGCAACUCCUUUGCAAGUUUCUACUGCUUACAGAUGUGCUGUGGUUCUACGUGACUUGAUCAUGCCUUACCUCCUCCGGCGGAUGAAGGCUGAUGUGAAUGCUCAUCUUCCAAAGAAGACUGAACAUGUCCUCUUUUGCAGUCUCACUCCAGGGCAGCGAUCUGUAUAUCGUGCUUUUCUUGCUAGCUCUGAGGUUGAACAAAUUUUUGAUGGAAACAGGAACUCUCUUUAUGGAAUUGAUGUGAUGCGUAAGAUUUGCAACCAUCCUGAUCUACUUGAGAGAGAACAUUCUCAAGGGAAUCCAGACUACGGAAAUCCUGAACGUAGUGGAAAAGUGAAGGUGGUUGCUCAAGUGCUUAAGGUGUGGAAGGAGCAGGGACAUCGUGUUCUUCUUUUUUCACAAACUCAACAGAUGCUUGAUAUUCUUGAGAAUUUUUUGGUUGCUGAUGGAUAUAAUUACAGGAGAAUGGAUGGUCUCACUCCUGUAAAACAGAGAAUGGCUCUGAUAGAUGAAUUUAACAAUUCUGCGGAUGUGUUCGUUUUUAUUUUGACGACGAAGGUUGGUGGUUUGGGAACAAACUUGACUGGUGCCAACAGGGUGAUCAUUUUUGACCCUGACUGGAACCCCUCGACUGAUAUGCAGGCCCGGGAACGUGCUUGGCGUAUUGGUCAAAGAAAGGACGUUACAGUUUAUAGAUUGAUUACUCGUGGAACAAUUGAAGAGAAGGUGUAUCACAGGCAGAUCUACAAACAUUUCCUUACCAAUAAAAUAUUGAAGAAUCCACGUCAGAGAAGAUUUUUCAAAGCUCGUGAUAUGAAGGAUCUUUUCACGUUAAAUGAGGAUGAAAAUGGUCUCUCUACAGAAACAUCUAGUAUUUUUGGUCAGUUGUUGGAAGAAGUAGCUGUUGUAGGGGCCCAAAAAAAUAAACAGGGUAAGCCAGAUUCUGAGAAAGCUUCCAAAUCAAAUCCUAAUGGUUCCACAACUGACUUGGGGCAUAAUUCAGAGGCUAAUGGUGAAGAAACAGCCGGUCCUGGUGAUGUAGAUGAAGAUACAAGCUUUCUGCGGAGUCUUUUUGAUGCUCAUGGGAUUCACAGUGCUGUGAACCAUGACGCCAUCUUGAAUGCUCAUGAUGAAGACAAGACAAAGCUUGAGGAAGAAGCUUCCCAAGUUGCACAGAGAGCUGCUGAAGCACUGCGCCAGUCACGAAUACUUAGAAACCAAGAAAGUAUAACAGUUCCAACCUGGACCGGAAAAUCAGGUGCUGCUGGUGGACCACCAUCUGUCAGAAGGAAAUUUGGGUCAACUGUUAAUUCCCAAUUAGUAACCAAUUCAAGGCCAUUGGAAGACGUACCAAAUAAUGAAGCCAGCAGGCCAUAUCAGAUUACUGCUGGGACAUCGUCAGGUAAAGCAUUGUCCUCAACUGAGUUGCUGGCUAAGAUUAGACAAAACCAAGAAACAGCAGUUGGUGAUGGGCUUGAGCAUCAGUUUGGCAUGGCUUCAACUUCUGGUGGCCGUGAAAGAUCUGCAAGUAAUGGGCCUUCUAGAUCAUCGAACACCUUCGGAUCGCAGCCAGAAGUUUUGAUUCGUCAAAUUUGUACAUUUAUCCAACGGAAAGGUGGAAGCACAGAUUCAGUCAGCAUUGUCGAGCAUUUCAAAGACAGGAUACCAUCAAAAGAUCUACCACUAUUUAAGAAUCUUCUAAAGGAGAUAGCUAUUUUAAAGAAAAACCCUAAUGGGUCCUUUUGGGUUCUGAAGGCGGAGUACCAGGAGCAGUAAACAUUCAAGUAUGAAUUAUUUUUUCCCCUUCUCUAAUUGCAGAACAUAAGGUGCUGUCAUCAUUGUUAUUCACAACUAUUGCUUAACCAGAGGAUCUGCUAUACAGUGCUGUACAGGGUAAAUUUUGCAUGUCGUGGGUACGGUAUCGAUUCGUGUUUGUUUUUUUGAAAAGAUUUAGAAUAGUUGAAAACCUUUUCUUAAGGUGUGCUACAUACAGGUUUGAUAUCUAUGAGAAGCCCCUUGCAAUUUUGCAAUUAAUCGAGUCGUAAUUCCAUCAGUGUAUUGGAGAAAUUGCUAAUGUUAAGCAAUCGCCUCUGAAGUGCAAAUGGUAUUGCCUUCUCUUGCAAAUUGUGGUACCAUGACUUUUGUUUGAAGGCAAGGUCAAGAAUGGUCGUUUAUAACUCUCUAUUUUACCCUUUUUGACAUAGAAGCUUUGGGUCGGCUUAACCCUCAACUCAACGAUCUGUGUAUGGGUAUGUAUUUUCCUGUUGUGUUUAUUUGUCUUCAUAUGCAUACAAAAAUUCAUAGAUAUAACUUUAUGAAUUUAUUUUUAAAUUCUUCCUUUCAA